This is a messenger RNA of Uncinocarpus reesii 1704, 585 nucleotides long. RefSeq lists its product as uncharacterized. NCBI's taxonomy places the organism in Eukaryota, Fungi, Ascomycota, Eurotiomycetes, Onygenales, Onygenaceae. The record is from RefSeq and is a predicted model, not a curated record. The transcript is spliced from 2 exons. The coding region runs from base 1 to 585 and encodes 194 amino acids.
AUGGGCAAAUUGCACAGGCCUCGACGCCUCGAGAUGCCUAGAUCGAACCGGCAUGUGAACCUCUGGGCCUAUCCUGUAGCUGUCAAUUCCAGAGAACGUGGAGCCGCUCAGGGACCAACGAUCGCUGCCUCCGCGGGGGACAAACCCCGUGCUAAAUCAUUUCUCACGAGCCCCAAAGUGCGCUGCAGCCGCUGGCUGUGUGGUGACCCCAAGCUUGGAGUCCGAAGCGCGAUGGACAACGGACAGCAUUCCGAGCAGCUGGUAAUCGGGAGCAACCGGGUCUCCGCCAUGAGAGCGACGCCUGCGAAUGAGCCCGCCAGAACAGCGCAAGCGGGCGGGCAGCAGCUCCAAACACAGUGCAGGGACCCAUGCCCCGGAACCGACUUCCUGAAGGCUUGGCUGCAAAGCGAGAAAUGUGGAGGCGGUUUUGCUCUCCAGGUCGACGCCUGCGAGAAGGAUGCGCUUCUUGCUUUUCUCCAGCGGAUAUCUGCAGUGUCGAUGAACCUAGCCUCCAAGUUAAGGCCUGUUGUCGCCUUUUACCCAGCUGCAGUCAGAGGACUUCUUUUUGAGGUUGCUGGCGGUUGA